AUGGACGAAGACCCCAUCAAUCCCUCUUCCGAGCAGCACCAACAGGAUGCACAAGACCAGUCAGAUGACCUGUUUGCCGUCGCCUUGUUGAUUGAUGAACUGAAACACGAGGACGUUCAAUACAGAUUGAAUGCCAUCAAAAACUUGCCAGUCAUUGCCAAGGCAUUGGGUCCAGAACGAACACGUAAUGAGCUCUUGCCAUUCCUUCAAGAAUGUAUCGACGAUGAGGACGAGGUCUUGGUUGUAUUGGCUGAAGAGUUGUCCAACCUGACUGAAUCUUUGGGUGGCCUUGAUUUUGCCUAUCAUUUGCUCGUACCUUUGGAAAAUAUAGCAGCUGUGGAGGAAUCCUCAGUACGAGAAAAGGCUGUUCAAUCACUUUGUCAACUUGUUGGCAUCCUUGCACCAAAUCACGUCGAGCAAUACUUUUUGCCUCUGCUGAAGCGCUUGAGCAUGGGCGAAUGGUUCACGAGUCGGACAUCAGCUGCGGGGCUUUAUGCUGAUACGUACAAAAGAGUUCCGGCCAAUGUGCAGGUUGAACUGAGAAACAUGUUUGCUCAGCUUGUACGUGACGAUAGCCCUAUGGUCCGAAGAGCCGCUGCAAAGGCAUUGAGCACAUUUGCGCAACAAUUGCCUGCAAACGAUUUGCUUGGUGGUGGAUUAGAGCUUUUGCAAGAACUCGCACAGGAUUCGCAGGACUCUGUUCGAUUGUUGGCUGCCGAAGAUUUAGUAGCAUUCGGUAAAAUGUUCACAUCCGAGCAAAAUAGCCAGCAUCUGCUGCCCAUCUUUAAAGCGUUGGCAGAGGACAAGUCAUGGCGUGUCCGAUACAUGGUUGCAUCCGAAUAUGUUGAGAUUGCUCAAGCAUUCGGCGAACCUAUUGUGCGUGAACACUUUACUGAACCUUUCCUUAGCUUUUUGGAUGAUCCCGAGGGUGAAGUUAGAACGGCAGCAGCAGGACGGAUCACUGGAUAUGCCCAGCUUGUAGACAAGGACGUUGCCAUUGAGCGGCUAUUACCGUGUGUCAGAGAUCUCGUUGCGGAUGAGAACCAGCAUGCCCGUGCUGCGCUUGCAAAGGAAGUCAGCGGUUUGGCUGUGAUCGUUGGACAAAUGCCAACUAUGGAGUACCUGUUGCCUACAUUCUUGCAGCAGCUCACAGAUGAUUUUCCAGAUGUGCGGCUGAACGUCAUUUCCAGCUUGGACGAAAUUAACAAGGCCAUCGGAAUCGAGCGUCUUUCACAAGCGCUCCUUCCAGCCAUCCACGAGCUAUCCGAAGAUAAACAAUGGCGCAUUCGACUUGCUAUUAUUGAAUAUAUCCCUCUAUUGGCAAAGCAAUUUGGCGCACAAUUUUUCGAAGAGAAGCUCUUGGAUUUGUGUAUGGCCUGGUUACGCGACAAGGUGUUUUCGAUCAGAGAGGCAGCCACAACAAACCUCCAGAGACUAACCCAAGUGUUUGGUGCUGGCUGGGCGGAAAAAGCCAUCAUUCCACGAGUGCAAAAGAUGGCGAGCGAUGAUAAUUAUUUGCACAGAAUGACGGUCAUCUUUGCAUUGACGACCAUGGCAGAUGCACUACCAGCAAAUACUGUUCGAGAGUCUGUGCUCCCCACUGUGAUUGAAUUAUCGAGCGACCCUAUCCCCAAUAUCCGGUUUAAUGUCGCCAAAUCUUUGGAGACGAUGAUACCAUUGCUCAAGCAGAACCAGGCCAUGUUAGAACUCGUUUCUAGUAUGGCAAAACCGACGCUGGAAAAGCUUAGCACCGAUAAGGAUGGUGAUGUUAGGUUUUUUGCCCACCGAGCAUUGGAAGCAGGUAAAAGGCCACCACUUACUACGAAUGCUACUGCUAGGUGA
Zychaea mexicana is the source of this 1842-nucleotide messenger RNA. RefSeq names its product armadillo-type protein. The record is from RefSeq and is a predicted model, not a curated record. Gene Ontology annotation, biological process: protein dephosphorylation. The coding region runs from base 1 to 1842 and encodes 613 amino acids. NCBI's taxonomy places the organism in Eukaryota, Fungi, Mucoromycota, Mucoromycetes, Mucorales, Lichtheimiaceae. Gene Ontology annotation, cellular component: protein phosphatase type 2A complex; cytoplasm. Gene Ontology annotation, molecular function: protein binding; protein phosphatase regulator activity. The transcript has 10 exons.